Molecule: messenger RNA, 1305 nt
Organism: Penicillium waksmanii
Lineage: Eukaryota; Fungi; Ascomycota; Eurotiomycetes; Eurotiales; Aspergillaceae
Exons: 2
Source: RefSeq, a predicted model, not a curated record
CAGAGUCUCUUAUCCCUUGUUCAGAUCUACCCUCCGAGAAGCGGAAGUGGGCUUUACGAAUUUUCGAGAAAAACAAUGUUCAGCAUCGCCAAGGACGAUUUGGAGCGUCAGAUCAAAGAGCUGGAUGGUAAUACAUUAAACCUCGAGCGAAUUCGACGAUACAGCAAGUCAAAUAUCAAAAUGACAUUGCCAUCAGCUUCUCGAGCGGUCUCAAGAAUAACCUCAUUUCUCGAUGUGGUCGCCGAGCAUGCAUAUCGUCUUUAUUCUGCUAUUUCUAUUAGAUAUACAGAACAAUGUCACGCAGACCAUGAAGAUCAAUUCUUUAUUCAACACAGAGCAGAUUCAAUAAAAAAGCCGAGAUCAGUCAGAAAGAUACCGUUGGCAUUUACAGUAGGUUUUGGGCCAGCUAAACCGAGACUAUGCUACAAGGCGGAGAUCAAAUUAUUGGAAGAGGAGCAAUCGUAUUGCUUGGAUGGGAGUGAGCAAAAUAGCACUUCGGCAAAUCAAUCACACAUACCUGCCAUUUCUACCCUGCCUGGUGUCAAAAGAAGCAAAACUCCCAAAGUAUCCUUUCAGCCUCCAGAUGCACCUCAAGAUUCACCGCCACAGCUCAGCUUUAUAGAGGACUUGUGCCAACACUCGUCAGGCUUGAGUUUUGAAGAACUCUUUCUGUCCAAAAGAGGUCUUCUCUGUCAUUCUUCUCCACAGGCAAUAUCAUCAAUGAACACCUUGGGUACUGCCCAAUUAAUACCACUCGAGGACGCUUUGCAGGCGGGAAAUCUAUCAUUGAACCAGCGGAUGACUUUAAGUCUAAGUGUGGCUUCAUCUGUGAUGCAGCUCAAUUCCACGCUCUGGAUUUACUUGCCAUUGAACGUGAAAAUGGUUUAUCUGAUUCCAGACGGACCCAUAACACCCGCUACGCCACUGCAGCCUUUGAUAAAACACAACUCCAUAUUUGCUACAAUUAACAAACCGCAUUGCAGUGUUCGGCGCACAAUGCUAGAAUUGGGCAUAUUCUUACUCGAGCUGUGGCAUCAACAGACCUUUGCCUUCUUUCUUGCCAAUUCUCAGAUAACGGCUUCCAAUACCAUUGGAUGUCGAUAUGACGCCGCGUGUCAAUGGGUGGACGAGAGUAUUCAUAACAUCAUGCCAUUUUAUCAUGAUGUGGUUAAAAGGUGCGUGGAAUGUAACUUUGCGAUGAGUCCUAGUGGCCCUGCGGAAUUUGACUGGAAUGAUCCAAUUUUUCGAAAGUCGGUGUACGAGCAUUUGUUGCAGCCUUUAUGGGAGGAAUGUAGAUUGAUUUGA